Paramecium tetraurelia is the source of this 657-nucleotide messenger RNA. RefSeq lists its product as uncharacterized. The transcript has 2 exons. The record is from RefSeq and is a predicted model, not a curated record. Lineage: Eukaryota; Ciliophora; Oligohymenophorea; Peniculida; Parameciidae.
AUGCCUCCAUUUACACCAGAUGCGCGUAAUUUGGGAGGUAGGAACAUGAUAUCUUAAUAAAUUUGGAAUCACUUACAAUAGUUAAAGGAAAUAUCAUAACAAAUACCACAGAUUUUAGUAUCACCACGGAAACUUCCGAAUUCGCCUAAGCAAAGUAUCGAAACUAUAAAUUACAAGAGAGUCAAUAGAAAAUAAGAUUACUUACUCUAUCCAACUUACUUGUUUAGACGUAAAACUGUGUCUGAAAGUUUCACUUCAUUGAGUCCCAAAAACAUUCGAGAUGAAACACAAUUACUGUUCUAAGAACCUCUUCUAAGAAGACAGAAAAACCUGAAAUCUCCUCAAAAGAUCUUUCCAUUCAGCACCAUCUAGUUGGGGGCUCUGCAGAAAAUCAAGGCGAAUGAAAUUAAAAUGAAUAAGAAGAAUGACGACAUUCCAUGGUGCGAGGUAGAGAUGGCAGUCAAAGAAUUCAGCAGCAAAUAUGAGGAGUUGUUGAAUGACAUCUAACAGGUAAUCUCGGAAUUCGGAAUCUACAGUGCUUCUGAUUAUCAAGUCCUGAUCCACAUGAUUUUGAGACUCAAACCCCAGAUACCCAAGAUGGACUUACUAAAUAUUUUUAAUGAAUCGAUUAUUAAGCAAUAAUUAUAACUGUCUUGA